UAAAGCUGUGGAUAACUAAAAUAUUUAUUAUGAUAUUACAUUGAGAUUGUAAGCCGACCCUUUUACGGAAGGAAAGGGACAAUUUCUCUGUAAUUAGGGAGGAGAUUAAAAUGUUUUCUAAGCUUCAUUUAUAUAAAUUUAAAGAUUGCCAUUCCAAAUUUAUAUCUCAAAAAGUGUCCGCCAUCUCAGAGAGUUGCACCGAUCCAAAAAAGUAAUCCAAAGAAUAAUCAAGACGAGUUAAAUAUCUGCAGAAUGGAGCGACGAAUAGCAAGAGUUAUGUGUAUUUUAAUAACACUUGCUCUAGUCAACGAGUUGUCAACAGCUGUCCAAGCAAGAGAUAACAAUAAAAGAAGAAGCAAAGAAAAAUCGGGUGGCUUUCAAAAAAAUAUAUGUGAUAUCACAGACAGAGAUUCGAAAGUUCACUGCUAUUGUGAAAAUACAAGGGAACCAAGAAAUGCGACAAAAGCUGAAUGUUGGGUAUUCAACGGUGGCAUACCCCGUGACGACCUCAUCUGGCAAAGUUUCGCAUCACAGCCAGCUCUGCAAACUUUAUCUUUUAACGUCCGAGUCGAUGGAGCGUUGGGCUACGUGCCCACCAAAGCGCUUCAAUACUUACAAAGACUUAGAUCUAUUAAUAUAAAAUAUGGAAAUAUUGUUGAAAUUAGUUCAUACGCUUUUGCUAAUAUCACAAAUUUAAAGGAAGUAGCACUGUCUCAAAAUCAAAUAGAGUCAAUACAGCAGUAUGCAUUUGCACACCUACCUAAUUUAACAGUUGUAAAUUUAGAGGAGAACAUGAUAUUAGAACUUGUUCGUGAUUCUUUUAUUGAUGUACCAAAAUUACAGAAAUUAACAUUUACUAAAAACAAUAUUUCGACCAUAAGCAAUGGAGCGUUUCAACACACCUUUAAUCUUCUGGAAUUGGACUUAAAUAGGAAUAAUAUUUUUCACUUAAAUCGACACACGUUUGAUGGAUUGGCGAACUUAAAGAAAUUAGAUCUAAGAAGGAAUCACAUUUAUAAUUUGACUGAAUUUACUUUCGCUGAGCUUUGGAAUUUACAAGAGUUGCUUUUGGGAAAGAAUGAUUUAAAAUAUAUAUCAGAGAGAGCAUUUGAUGGGUUGUCACAACUAAGAAAGUUGUCCCUGGAUGAUAAUAAGCUGGCUUCACUUCCCGCCGGCUUGUUUGAGGGUGUGCGAGGGUUAAGCUCCUUAGACUUGCGUUCUAAUGAAUUGCAUGCAUUGACUUUCGAUAACAUCAAGCCUAUUUUGGAUAAUCUAAAGCCAACAGGCAGCAAUCUGUUACUAGAAGAAAACAACUUUGUUUGCGACUGUCGGCUCAAAUGGAUGCAUUCACUCCGUAAUGAAACACAAAGCCAAAAUACAAAGGAUUCCCUAGAGGGUGUUACUUGUAAGAUGGACCCGCCAAUCGUUAGCUCCGCGUAUAAUAAAAUGCCAGAAGAAAGUCUUAAUAUAAACAAGGACAAUUCUCUUACGAACAUAAUAAUAGAGACAGUAAAGAAAACGAAUUCAACAGAAAAGAAAGAUAUGACUAUUGAUAUUAAUGGCAAGAAAGGUGUUAAGAGAAAUGUAUUAAAGAUACCACCGGAAACUCUGCCCUGCCCUGUCGAAACAAAGAAGACAACCCAAUUACCGGCAUUUAUAGCGGAUCCCGUUAUACCGAUUCAAAACGAGAUGAAAACAUUUCGGUUUCAUGAGAUGAAUGCCGCUACUAAGGUCUCAUUUGUACACAGCAUUGUUUUAUGGAAUAUUUUCUUUAUCUUCUUCUUCACUUAGGUCGUUGAAAUUUUACUUAUCUAGUCUUUAUUUUAAGUGAGAUAUAGACUCUUUUAUACUUAAUGAUUAAACACAAAGAUUGCGUGCGUAAGUGAUAAAUAAAUGUUUGCUAAAUAAGAUUUUAGGGAUAAAUGCUACAAAUUCUUUAUUUACUUUAACACGAUAAAGAGACAUUAUUAUAUUUCAAAAUGUAUUUCAGUACAUUAAUAUAUACAAACAUUAUUUGAAUCAUAAGUUUGUUAGUUUGUAACUCAAUAUUUAUUUUGUCAUUGUUUUUGUUUCAUUACAAUAGAUACAAUACUGUACAACAUACAGUAUAAUUGAGCGAGAGGGUUUUAAAUUAUAUAAAAGUAGUACCUAAUUGUUUCUUUUAAAGUAAAUAUUUGUAAUUAUUAAGCCCACUGUUCGUAUUUAAUCAGCUUGGUGGACUUCCCACAUUCGGAUUGAAUUCCUGUCUUUUGGAAUACCGCACAUUAAAAUUAUUUUUAAUUGUUUAGCUCUUCGGUGUUUUAUAUUGUGUAAAUAGAUGGAUUUGUUAAUAUAUAAAGUAAAUAAAUAAAUGUGAAACAUUCUAAGUCUAGAUGUAUGAAGGCUAAAAUUGCACUGAACAUUUUUAAAAUCAAUUCUUAAUGAAUAUUCCUUAAAAGUAUUACAAAUAAGGCUUAAUGUAACAUUAAAUUAAUAUUAAUUUGAAAAUAAAAAUUAAUAUAAAUAAUAUA
Molecule: messenger RNA, 2510 nt
Organism: Danaus plexippus (monarch butterfly)
Lineage: Eukaryota; Metazoa; Arthropoda; Insecta; Lepidoptera; Nymphalidae
Gene: Con
Product: connectin-like
Exons: 4
Coding region: 253-1791 (512 amino acids)
Molecular function (GO): protein binding
Source: RefSeq, a predicted model, not a curated record